AUGACUCACGUCAAUACUCGUCUUCUUGAUGCUGAUGAAGAACGUCUGAAUACACUUACUCCUUUGCGUGGUUAUGCAGAGGAACCUCUGGUUUCAUUAGAAAAAGCUGUUGUGAAAUUACGCACGUUGGUCGAUGAUGUUGAUGCACGCGUCUGGACAGCUAUGAAUCGAUGCGAAAAACCAGCCGACGAACUCUCUCCGGCUGAAUCAGCUGCCAUAGUUUUAUAUACAAUCGAGUGGGAUCCUAGUCAUCCUAGUCUUUAUUUAGUAUUGAACCGAACACUUCGCCUUGAAGAUCGAAGAAAACUUACUCCUUGGUUUCCUUAUUUGAAAUUACUGUUAACCGCACUAUUCAAAUUACCAUCAAUUUGUUGCACCAUAUGGCGAGGUGUACGCGGUGAUUUACGCGCGCAAUACAAACUGGGCGGCAAAAUUACAUGGUGGGCAUUCAGUUCGUGUACGACUACGAUUAGUGUUCUUGAAAGCGAUCAAUAUUUGGGAACAUCGGGUCCACGUACAUUAUUCGCAAUUGAAUGCUUAAAUGGAAAAGACAUCAAACGACAUUCCUAUUUUGCACAGGAAGAAGAGAUAUUGCUUCUUCCAUGCACUCAUUUCCAAGUUAUUAGCCAUUUACGCAGCAUGGAAAAUUUGUAUAUUAUUCAUUUGCGUGAGAUACAACCGCCAUUUAUGCUUCUCGAACUACCAGAUCCUAUGUCAGCAGGUUCUGGUAUUAAGAAACCUAGCUAUGCACAAUUGCAAUCCAAACUGGAGCAACUCACUAAUGAAAAUGAGCGUCUGAAGGUACGAUGCAAUGAACUUGAGACCGAAAAUGAAAUUCUAAAUAAAAGUUAUGCCGAUUACGAAAAUGAAAUUCAACGUCUUAAACAGGAUAAUCGCCGUAUGAAACAAGAAGGUCAGCACUCUGCUCAAGAGAUUGCAAGUCAAAAAGAAGAAACUCAGCGUUGUAAGCAGGAUGUUCGUCAUCUGAAACAAGAAGCUCAGCAGUCUGAUGCAGUGAUUGAACGUCUGAACACCGAAAUUCAACGUUUCAAACAAGAGAUUGAACGUCUGAAACAUUCAUCGGCUACAUCAAGCGAGCGUACAACAAGAACUUCUUUAGUUUCAUCCGAAAGGACGAUUGGUGAGUGA
Molecule: messenger RNA, 1149 nt
Organism: Rotaria sordida
Lineage: Eukaryota; Metazoa; Rotifera; Eurotatoria; Philodinida; Philodinidae
Source: the annotation of a GenBank genome assembly